Molecule: messenger RNA, 1220 nt
Organism: Drosophila arizonae
Lineage: Eukaryota; Metazoa; Arthropoda; Insecta; Diptera; Drosophilidae
Source: RefSeq, a predicted model, not a curated record
AAUAAUGCUGUAAAAAUAUAACAAAAUUAUUAAUAACAAUUAACAUUUUUAUAUACUUUUUGCAAGAAGAAUUUCCAGUAUUCUAAUCUUAUAAACUCAAAUGGCGAAGAAACUGAAGGUUAGUGAGCUUAAGAAACUUUACGAAGAGCGUUGGAAGUACCCGCCGAUGCAGAAGCCGCCCAAGAUUCGGUUCAUUGCUUGCGGCAAAAAUAUCAAUUAUGGAAUUGAGAAGACUUAUGAGCCUUGCUGGAAGUCCCCCAUGCCCAUGACAGCCGAAGCCCAGUUUGGUCCGUGUUGGGAUUACCCUCCAGAACGCUACAAACGUCGCCCACUGCCGCCCCCAUGUCGUGGUGCCACCAUUCCACCCGAUCUCUUGGUGCCCGAAUUCGAGCAUUGUAAAACGGUUUACACGCGAUUCGACUUUCGCCUUGAGGAGUGUGUGCAUCAGCAGAUACUGUUCCUUGAGCAUCUGUUCAGGAAACUGGAAGUGCAAUUCACAGACGCCAGGACAUUUCAAAUUAAGAUGGCUAAACAGAUGCGAUAUCAGUCCAUACGUCGACGCCUGUUAAUAGGUUCUGCAUGUGGCAUAAAAAUCUAUCCAGAGUAUCUCAGCCAGAUGGCAGAAAAGCGAGCACUCUGCGAUUUUCAAAAGGCGCACAAUGCCAUCAAGCAGUCAAAUGCUGAUCUGGUAGCUGCUGUUAAGGAAGUUAGGAACGCUAUGCCAGAGCUGCGAAAGCGAUUAGACAAACUGGAUCAGUCGGUGAAUAGUCCAUAUAUAUCAAGUCUGGAAAGGAUACUGCAAACCAUUCAAGAUGUUUACGAUUACUUUUUUGAGGUGACGCGUAAGUACAAGACCUGGGAACAGCUCAUCGAUGCCGCCCAGGAGCAUUCAGUCGACGAUUAUUUGGCCCUUCUACGCACUGAACAGAACUUCGAGAGUUUCAAACAUGCCGGUACUGCACAUUGCACCUGCAAGCGUUGCCAAAACAGGAAUCCAUUAGAUCCAUAUUUGCCCUACUGGUGCCAGGGAUGUGAUCGUCACAAAAAAGACGUCAAACUGGUGCAGACCGAAGUUCUUUGCCACAAGAGUAUUAAAGCUAAGCUUGAUUCUAGCGACAGUAGCUAUCUGGAGAAGCAAAGUGAUACCUCACUGCUUCAGGCCGAAUUGGAAAAGUUAAAUGAUGAUUUAAAUUAAUUUAAUCAGUCGAAUUUAUGAAUUG